Molecule: messenger RNA, 789 nt
Organism: Uncinocarpus reesii 1704
Lineage: Eukaryota; Fungi; Ascomycota; Eurotiomycetes; Onygenales; Onygenaceae
Exons: 2
Coding region: 1-789 (262 amino acids)
Source: RefSeq, a predicted model, not a curated record
AUGAUCGAUACGCUGCUCCGCCGCCCGCCUUCCCCUCGAUUCUCCGUUUCUACACCCUCUGCUCGAACUCUCCCGCCGUGUCCUGUAGGGAACCAGCCCGACAAGCUCCUGUCCUCCGCGAAUGCCGUGACCUCGUCGUCGAACUUCCACUACGGUUUAUCCACCCCACCAGAGGACAUGACUGACCUGGCAUACCCAGUCAGUCAUGGAGGCCAUGUCUACCGAUUUCCGGGCUCGUUGCACUCCGAUUUCAACAACCUCCCAAUGGCUCCCAUGGCCAACGAUAAUACAAGUGUCCUCUCUCAGGGCUCGCGCCAACAGCAACCUCCGUCGUUGACAAGUCAGUUACCGGACUGUGAGCCAAAGCCAGCCAAGGAGAGUUCCAUUGCUAUAUAUCUCCAGGUUCCAUCCUCCAUAUGUGAGAACGGAGGUAGUUUGGCCGAUUUUGCUGCUCAGAUAACCUGUCUCUUCUGGUUUGCCAAGGCUUCAAAGGUCAAGCAGAUUGAAGAUGGAGCGUCGUCGCCAUUCUUGCCCCCUCCUCCCCUGGAUCCGGAGUCAAUACCGAGCAUUGGUUUCAGGAAAUGGAUGACUACGAUACUCUCGACCACACAGGUUAGCCGGAAUGUCGUGCUGUUGGCCUUGUUGUUCAUAUACCGGUUGAAGAAGUUUAACCCUUCCGUGAGGGGUAAGCGGGGUAGUGAAUUCCGAUUGAUGACAAUUGCCUUGAUGAUGGGGAAUAAAUGUAGGUGGUGGCCCUUUUUGGAAGAAAACAGCGGGGAAAGUGGCUGA